Messenger RNA from Postia placenta MAD-698-R-SB12, 603 nucleotides. RefSeq lists its product as hypothetical. NCBI's taxonomy places the organism in Eukaryota, Fungi, Basidiomycota, Agaricomycetes, Polyporales, Adustoporiaceae. The record is from RefSeq and is a predicted model, not a curated record. The coding region runs from base 1 to 603 and encodes 200 amino acids. The transcript has a single exon.
AUGACUUCUCUGCCUCCAAUUGAACAUGUACUGUCGAGCACCGCAGACCCCAACAGCCCGCUGGCACAGGCGUUGGCGAUUCUGUUCGAGCCGACGCCGACUCUCUUCUCCGAACUCGUUCCCGGUCUCGUCUCGCACAUAGCAUCGCGUUCCACCCCGAUCACCUCCUAUUCAGAACUCAUAGACGCCUCCCUCGACGUGAUCGCGACGUGGGACGAUGAUCUCAAAGCCCAAUUCAUCGCGGGCCAUCCGCGCAUCGGCGAGGUCAAGGGCUUGUCGCAUCUGAGCGCGAAGGAGCAGGCUGCGACCGCAACGCCGCCGGAGGUGCUCGCACGCCUCGCACAUCUGAACGCGUGCUAUGAGCAUGUAUACCCGGGCCUGCGUUACAUCACAUUCGUCAACGGGCGAUCAAGAGCAGCGAUCAAAGACGAGAUGGAGGGCGUACUGGGUGUCGAGCCGUCGUUGAGUGCUGGCCAGCCGUCCGCGUCCAGCAUAGCAGUUGUGCAGACUGGCACAAAGGAGUGGAAGGACGAGCUAGAAAGAGCAGUGGUCGAUAUAGGUAAGAUAGCACAGAGUAGAUUGAAGGCUUUAGGGUCUACGUAG